Molecule: messenger RNA, 14414 nt
Organism: Xyrichtys novacula (pearly razorfish)
Lineage: Eukaryota; Metazoa; Chordata; Actinopteri; Labriformes; Labridae
Source: the annotation of a GenBank genome assembly
ACAUUGGAGACUUGCUCCCCUUUUGUGCAUAUGUCUCUGUAUACGGUCUCUUGCUCUUUACAUUUAAACUAAUUCACUCUAGUGCUACCUUUAGAAAGUGGAGCUUUGCAUCAUUUUACCUGUUUGUGUGUGUGAUUGAGGAGGCAGUAAAGGGGUCCCGGACAUCUCUGCGUUUCCCAGUUUUCAGCAUCAGAGCGCGCUCGAGAGGCGGGGCAGCCAGUGACCCGAUUAGACGUGGAAUAAACCACGCUCCUGACUCCAUCCUUUCAGAUUGGGGGAGUCUCUGUCUGAGAGAGGAACAGCUACAAUGUCUGACUGCAGGAGACAGUGGAACCGGGAGGAUGAGCUGCCGGUCUACCUGGCAGGACCGAUCACCACCGGACCGAACCAGAGGAAGAGCUUCGGCAUGUUCAGCUCCGUGGAGGGGGCUUAUGAUAGCAAAACCAUAGACUUCGAUAACUACGCGGUGGGGAGGAAAGGGAGCCGCACCCCGAGGAGUGGGAGCCGGGAGAGGCUCUUGGAUACCGGUGACCCUAUCGGGAAGACACCCGGUGAAGCCCGGGAGGGGUCACAGAGCAGCUCACCCGGGGAGAGAGAGGAGGGACGCCCCGGUGUGGAAGUGAGAUUUUCAUCAGAGACAGACAGCCAGAAUGGGAAGGUAAGGAUGGAGACAUUUCUUCAUCUUUCUCUCCCUCCUUCUGGUAGGCCUUUGUGGUUGGCAUUCAUGAUAGCUGUGUCAGACAAAUACACAAAGCCAUAUUGAUAUCUUAAAUUCAUCAGAAAAGCCCACCGGCAACAGUUUGUGCUUUAAUGAUGAUUGGGAACAUUUUGUUGUGUUGCUCCUGCUUUCCAGGUCCAUUCUGGCCCUGACUGACUGAAGUAAUUUCUGUCCCUUAAUGAUUUAUUUUUUUAUAUUAAAGACAAAUGCUGUGGUCUGCAUAAAUAAUUCAUACUUGUGCUGCAUUGCAGAUUGUCUAUUUUAGUUUAAAUCCCCUGCACUAUAGGAAAAAGCGAUCAAAACAUUGAAACUGGACGCCGAUAGACGAGGUUGUGUGUCUGUGGUGCUGAAGUGGACAGUGACAGCUUCCUUCACUGUAUUGUUUGUUGUUUAUGUGCGCGCGUGCAGGGCGGGUGGGGGGUGUGAGCUGCAUCGUCUCCUCUAAGCCGAGAACGCUCGCUUUCUGUCCGCGCGCACGCCGAGGAUCGUCACCUGUCAUUCGGAGCGCGCGCCCCACGCGUAACGACGUUUCCGUACGGCGGCUGAUUCAUCGCUUUCCAUCUCGCACACGCGGAAACAGUCAAGAAUAUAAAAAAGAAACAAGGGUGAGACAAAAGGGCGCAGAGUGGGCGCCAGAGUCACUGUAAGGUGCUGAAUCGACGGAGAGAGAGAGAGCAUGUCUGAGAGCGGGCACCAGGAGAGGAACAGCAUCCCCCACCUCACGGUAAGAGAGCCGGGCCGGUCAGCGCAGGAUUGGCCGGAAGGGCUCUCCGCUUUAACGUAAAUCCCUGCAGCUGAUACCGGCGGAUAGAGGAUUAAAUUCUCUGUGGGGUGGCAAAGUGCAGAAGACCUUGUCAUUGUUUGUCCUGUGAGAAACUGCAAAACCCAAGAAACACAGGUGACAUGGUACUACUACGUGUCAAACUAAAGGCGUGUUCUGGUUGAGGGUUGCACUGUGUUGUGUAAUCUGGCCGCCUGUCACAGGGAUUAACUUGGUUGACUUGACGGUCGAACCAGGAGUCGUUCUGGAUACAGAGGCCAGCAUGAAAUACUAAACGGGUUUGAGAUUGGUUCUGUGCAAAGAUAACUCCUGAAUUUUCUGCAGAAGUCAGCAAAAUUUAUUGCCAACAUCAAAUGCCACAAUAACCCUAGAACACUAUCGCUCAAAGUAGUAACACCAUCACUAUCCCUGGGUGAUUUUUACCCGAAAUAAUAUACCCAAGAAAAAGUACUUGUUUCAGAAAUCAAAAUAGGACAAUAUAUGACAAAUUAAAGUAGUUUUCCAUUAGGGGACCAUAUAAAAAUGCAACAAAAUAACUGAAAUGAGGAAUUCAUGAACAAAAAAAUUCCUAAAAAAUAAAAAAAUAUAGAAACUGUAAACUUAGUUUCUUUUCCUCCCAUUCCUGGGGCAUGUCAGUCUUCCCUGGUGAAGACUCAGGGUCCUCGGCACAAUUACAGCUGCAGGAGAGAGAACCAAAAUAUGGUAAAUUCUGAGUGAGUAAAAAUGACCAGCUGACUAAAAUAUUUCUGAUCACUUAUAUCUUCUUAUGUAUAUGAAUUCCCUUCAAAAUCACUACUUUGUGAUAGUUAUUCAUAACCACUGCACUAAAUAAAGAUAGCAUGCAAAUUCCAGGACCACUAUUACUGACCUUAUUCCCUACUUGCAGCUAACAAAUCCACCCAAACCUACUUUACCUUCAAUCACUAUUGCUGGGUGAAAAUCCACCGAACAUGUACCUGUGGGAAAAAGCAGGUUUUGGAUCAGGGAAACAAAUAUGCCUUCAGAGAUGUCAAAGGCAAUGCUGAAGCUACUUAGGGACCCUUCAUACUCAGACAAACGCAACAUAAUGAAAAUCACAUAAACAUGUUUGGUUGGGUGAAAAUCACCCGGCGAUAGUGUUCUAGGUGUUCUAUAGACCGUUUACAGUGACACAUUACACGUUGAAAAAGAGUCAAACAUCACGUUGCAUUUAAUGUUUUCUAUUAGCUUUAGAUAUGGAUUCAACAGAGCUGUCAAUCAGCUGUUUUCAGCUGAACCAUGGAUGAUCUCUGGUUGCCAUGGAGACACAACAUCUUCAUACUGCUGUUGCUAGGCACCCUCCACUGUGGGUGCAUACAUGGUAGUCUGAGAGAAACGUGGUGGUCUGACACUGUGCAUCAUAAUCUUCUGUAUUUAAAUGUACUGCAAAGAAACAGAAUUUCUGAUGUUUAAACCUCAUCAGAUGUAUUCUUACAGCAAACAUGAACGACAUCACUGAACUUUAGCCUUUUCAGACCACAGCCAUGUACAGCACUUGUUAGAUUUUUCAUUUCUUUCCCCUCUCAUCCUCUGCACUGUGUCAUAAUCUCGCUAUAAAGUCAUGGAUUGCAUAACUGAUUGUGCAAUACAGUAUAUCCAAAUGCCAGGAUUGAAUUCACCCCCUCUACCUCUCACCCCUCCCUCUCUCUCUGUUCUUCUCUCCUGCAGAGUGAAAAGCUGUUGAUCAAAGGAGGGCGGGUGGUCAACGAUGAUCAGUCUGUCUAUGCAGAUGUCUACAUUGAAGAUGGGCUCAUCAAGUGCGUAUAAUAGUACCUAACAUUGUGUGAAAAAAACAAAAAGCAUUCACAUCAAAGUACACAUUAGAGUUGAGUUAAAGUCUAUGAUGACUUUACUAACUUUCUACAUCUUUCGCACUCUUUUGUCCUUGGCAGGCAGGUGGGGGAAAAUCUGGUUGUACCAGGGGGUGUCAAGGUGAUCGAGGCCAAUGGCCUUAUGGUAAUACCAGGGGGCAUAGACGUCAACACCUGUCUGAUGAAACCUUUCCUGGACACACAUCCAGUCGAUGAUUUCCUGCAGGGCACAAAGGCUGCACUCGCUGGGGGCACAACCAUGAUCAGUGAGUCUGUCAUCUCAUGACAUGAUAUGAUACGAUAUGAUACAAGCAAUGCAAUAUGAUGAUAUGAAAUGAUAUGGCAAAAACAUCACAAUACCAUACAAAAUAAUACAGUUUGAUAUGAAAAGUAAUCAUAUGGUAAAAAAUGAUACAAUAUUAGACAAAAUGACAACACAACAUAAUGUGAUUUGAUGAGAUGCAGUACUAUACAAAACAGUACAACAUGUAACACUUCUGUGUCUUCUUAGGGAAGUUAGACAUGAAUUCUGAUCCUGCAACAAAUAAAAAACAAACAAGCAAAACAUCAACUAAUAUUGAACCUGGGUUCAAAUUACACAUUUGCAGAUCAAGCUUAUCGAACAUAAUGUACUAAAUAAUAAACAUAAUGUGAUCUGGGAUCAAGAAGGGUAUGCAUAAUAGCAGCCAAAAAGAGCUGCAGCUACAGCUGUGUGUUCAGUGGUUUUACACGCCUGCCAUCCCAACUUUUAAUCCCCUCCUCUUUCCAGUUGACCAUGUUACCCCCCAGCCUGGGGACAGUCUUCUGGAGGCGUUUGAGUUCUGGCAGGAAGCUGCAGAUAAGAAGGCGUGCUGUGAUUACUCCCUCCACGUGGACAUCCCCCAGUGGAAUGAGACUGUAAAAGAUGAGCUGGAGCUGCUGGUGCAUGAAAAAGGUACAGCAGUUUUAAGUAAUUUAAGAGCUUUGGUCAUUGCUGUAAUCCUGUCUUCAGUUCCCAAUGUUGGCCUUUUCUCCCAGAAACAAUAGGGACAGAUUUAGAAACCAUUUGGAGCUAGAACUGAAUCCUCUUAGAAUGAAUCCAUUGUUGUCAUGACAAAGCUGUCAUGGUGGCUGUGUACACAUUUUGCUUGUAAUCUUUUUUAAGUAAAAAAUCACUUUUCAUUUGGGAAAACCACAACGGACUGCGGAAACCAAGCCAAUGCAGCUGCCUGUGUGACCAGUGUCUUCUAAAAAUAAGUUUCGAGUUGCAGUUUUUGGCUGAGUCACCAGACAUAAACAAGCUCUGUAUGAUUUAUACGUCAGAUGACGUAGUCGAUCAGUUACUGUUGUUUACAGCCACAGAAGUUUAACUUUUUUGCCUCGUGUAAUACAUUGUUCUGGCCACAUUCCCACAGUUUGUCUUUAAAAUUGUCCCACUUUGAUACCCUGUCAUGCAUAGUAAAAUUUGCAUUUAUUGUUGUUGUCAGGGAUCAACUCCUUCCAAGUGUACAUGGCGUACAAAGAUUUGUACCAGCUGUCAGACUCCCAGGUAUUUUUUAAAAAAUGACUUACUGUACCAACAACCAUAACUGUGAAAAUACGUGUCUUUUCUUCAAAUUGAGCCUUUUUUACUCUGUCCUUCUACCUGAAAUCCUUUUUUCUUGUUCCUCUGACUCACCCUCUUUCAGCUGUAUGAGGCUUUCUCCUUCCUGAAGCAGCUGGGUGCCGUGGUCUUAGUUCACGCUGAAAAUGGAGACCUGAUUGCUCAGGUUAGUGCUACAUAGCCUCUUAUUUUUGCCUCUAUGUGUCUCUAUUAACACCAUCAUGGCCAAAUAACUACAGCACAUAAUGGCUGAACAGAAUCACUACUUUACUUUUAUAGUCCCCUGCAACCUGCACUGCAGAUAAGAGUCAUUCUUGUUACAUAACUCCCUGCUCACAUAGAGGAGAGGGUUAUUGAUACUGCUGCUCAUGCUGCUGCUGCUGCUGGGUUUGACAGGUUUAACGCAGGCCAACCUGGCAUUGGACCAUCAUUACACUAAUGAUGGUGAUGUAAUGGUGAUUAAGAUGGUGCUGAUAAUGUCGGCAGCUGUGAUCAAAAGUGGUAGUCAUAGUUAAGGAGACAAUUUUCUCAUUUAAGGAGACAGUCAUGACAAAAACUAUGAUUUAUGUGCAGAUGAUUAAGGGCAAUGAAUGCUAAUGGGGAUGCUAAUUAUUGAUAAUGAAAUACUAGUUAACCUCACUGUAAUGGAAUGAGAGAUGAGGGAAGAACCUUAAUAGAAGCACUGGGUCCUUUGAGACAAAGCGCUGAAAUUACAGUGAUGAUAAAAUAGAAAAACAGAACGUAGGAAGUGGUCUGGCUGUCUUUACAAAGUCCUGUAGCUACUGGAUUUUCUCCACUGUGUGCUGCCUUUUUAGGAUUACAACACACCGUAUUUUAUUUUCUGUGAUAGCAUGACAGACCGUGAGAUCUCAUUUUACAGCCAAGAGGUUCCAGCAAAAGCACUACAACAGGAAGCUUGUUGGUAAAAUAUGAUCUGACAAACACUGUGUGUAAUGCUGACAGUCACUGCAGUAGGAAACAAGAGAAUUGUCUUCAUAUGUGUCUCAGGAGCAGAGAAAAAUCCUGGAAAUGGGAAUCACUGGACCUGAAGGCCAUCCUUUGAGCCGCCCUGAAGAGGUGAUACAACUUUUGUUUGUCUCUUUAUCUGGUUGCUUCUCAUGGCACACAAAGGUUUGAAACUUACCCUGACUUCCUUUACUGCAGCUGGAGGCUGAGGCUGUUUUCCGAGCCAUAACUCUCGGCAACCGUGUGAACUGUCCUGUCUACAUCACAAAGGUGAUGAGCAAGAGUGCAGCUGACACUAUCACCCAGGCCCGGAGGAAAGGUCAGCCUCUUUUUCUUUUCACUUUUAUUUCUUUGACUUCUUCUGUUCUUUAUCAUUUAUUAUUUUUUCUCCGGAAACAAAGACUCUUAAAGGGAUAUUCUGGCAUAAAAUACUACCAACUUUAGUAACGACCGCACGAUAGCAGUACACAGCGAUCUGAGGAGCCAUAAACAAACCUCAACCAAAACGCCACUCUAUAGCCACAAAUAAUGAUCAGAACAGCACCUAACUUCAUCAACAGGACAUAUAGGGUCACAGACAUAGUACUAGCCACCAAACAUCUUUUUAAUUUUGACUCAUUUCUUUAGCAAAGAGACUAAACACAACUCACCUACUCUCUUCCAGCAGCUGCUUGUUUGUAGCAAGACCUCGACCAGUUCAUUAUCGACUGAGGCGGGGUGACGCAGCUCAAGGAAGAACAUUUAUAAUUAUUACUUCAUGGAAAUGCAAUCAGACUGAGACUCCAAGACAGAAGAACUACCGCGUCUGCAGUGCAAAAUGAUUAAUAUGAUGAUUAUUACUUCAAGGAAAUGAAAAAGAAGUUUUCAUAAAUGUUCUUCCUUGAGCUGUGUCACCCCGCUGUUGUCUGUAAUGGACUGGCCUGAGGUCUCGCUACAAACAAGCGGCUGCUGAAAGAGAGUGGCGUUUUGGUUGAGGUUUGUGUUUGGCUCCUCAGACCGCUGUGUAUUGCUAUUAUGUAAAACUAGAGAAGCAAGCGGUCGGCAACAUUCCUCUCUCGAGGGAGUGUGUUUGACCCUUUUUAAUUUUACACCAGAAUAUCCCUUUAAAGGUUCAUGGACUUCACCGGUUUUCAAAUCUCAAUGUUCCUAUACAGGGUCGGUAGUUUUUGGAGAGGCAAUCACAGCCAGCCUGGCCACUGACGGUUCCCACUACUGGAGCAAAAACUGGGCGAAAGCUGCUGCUUAUGUGACCUCUCCACCUUUGAGUCCUGACCCCACAACCCCGGACCACCUCCACACACUGCUGGCCUGGUAAGUCUUAUAUGCAUAUUUAAUGCAAACUAAUUAAACGCACUGUGGUUUGUUGUAUAAUCUAGGCCUUGACUCAUUUACAGUAUGCUGAGAAGCCUUUUCGUAGAUGAAGCCUCCAAGCAUAAUCCUUGAACACCAAUAUGUAAAUUUCAAGUUAAAGCGGCUUGAAGACAGACAUCGUGCUAAAUUUAGAUCUAACCUCUGCAGAAAGUGAAAUGCAAAACAGGCACAUGACACCAAAGGAGAAACCUUCAAUGAUUUAACACCGGCUUUUAUUCCUGAGACAUUAGUUUGGGAUUCAUGCCAUAAACAGCUGCCUGUGUAAAGCAAGAUGUCAGAGCAGCUUCAGAGGAAAACAAGAACCAGAUGGAGAGAAAAUGAGGGUGUGUGUUUGAACAGAGAAGGGGCAGAAAGAAGGAGGUGCAAGAGUUUGAAUAAUGGAUAUCAUUUCCAAGCUACUAACUCAUGACUAUAUAAGAGAGGGAUUAAGUGUCCUUGACCAAACCCACCUGAGUUCUCACUUCAAACCUACACAAAUGCACAAAAAAUCCUGCUGUACAAUUUUGACUGGCCCGGAUUCCAUAAAUAGCUCAGGAACUAGAAUACUUCAUCAUCUGUUGCCUUGGCUACCAACUGCCUUCCUCUUCCUCCUCAUCCUCCUCUUCCCUCCCACCUCCACCCUUUGUUUGCAACUCCAGCUUCUCAGGGUGGGUCUGUGCUGUCACACUGGUGGUGUGAUACUGCGGUUGUGUUCGGAGCUUCUGCGACGUGGUGUAUUUUUAGGUUCCUCUCAGAGGCAGGAAGAAAAGUAAACAUUUUCCUCUCACAUUUCAGAGCAGCCUGUUACUCCUUAAUAACCACUCUGUUGACAUUUAGGACAUGAUCACACAGAUCACCGUCACAAAGUAAAGUCUGUAAUUAACUGAAAGAUAGAAAGGCUCAGCUUUGUAUCAGCCUCUUUAUUCAGCCGUAAAGUGAGUAAAGACUGUUUAGAUAAUGCAGAGCAACUUUGUGACAUGAUGUAGUUAGCGCCUUAGGAGCUGGUAUUGCAGAUGCAUUGCACCAAUCUGACUGUUACAUUUGGCUGUUUUUUUGCCCUGGGCCGCUCCACAUGACUUGUACUUUUACUAACAUACUCAGAGAGGACAUCUGGUGGCUAAUGGUAGAAACGUCAGCUUGUUUAUAGCAUGUUUGCUUGGCUGUGACUGUUGAGCUUGAACUGAUUUGGUGAUCUUCUUUAAGUGAUGAUCUGUCAUGUAAGUUUAGAGAUGGGCUCACUCAGCCGCAUACUGCUCAAUAUUGGACAAAAUAUACAUCUUUAUUUUUAUCUAUCCAAGUUUAUAUUGUUUAACCUUCCUCCUGUUUUAGCUUUUACUACGCACCCACCAUGUUAAGGGUCGGUUUUGACCCGUGUCUUAAAUCUGCUGUAAAUUACACUAAAAACAAUUCUCUAUCAUCAGAUUUGGUUCUCAUCUCUGGGUUACCUUGUUCGGCUUCAUUAUCCUUGAAAAUAUUGCCUAUGAUGUUUUUUGUUGUGGUCAUCAGGGCCUUUCUUUGUCAGUAUACCCCUCAUACAGACAUCCAUACUGAACUGAUCUCACAUGUCUGGACAUGCCUGAUGUUUUUUGUGCAGGGAAAAACAUGGAAAAAUUAGAAUUUCCUAAAUCUCACAUGAUUGGAAGAGGAUCUGACUGUCAGUGUGGUGCCUCAAAGUGCACUUUUGAUUUCAGUUUUUGCUCUAAUUAUUAGAUAUUGAUCCAACCGGGUCACCAGCAAUCCUAACACGACAAGUGCCAUAAUUUUAAUAACAGCAUUGUAUAAUUCAGCCAAUUAAUUUUUUUUUUUAAUUUUGUUGAAAUAGAGGUUCCUGACAAAGUCAAAAAGUCUUGAUGCAAAAAAACUUAUUAAAGUGGUUCUUUUAAGCAUUUAAAAUCAAAACCGGGUCGAUGCAGACCCUAACACAGGAGGAGGGUUAGUUAAUUUGUGUUAGGUUUUCUCAUCUGUGGGAUGUAGUAUUUAAUUUCUAUCCUCACUGUAAUGCACCAAAAAACACUAUCUCCUUGUAUGUAUGAACCUAUUUGUCAAUAAACCCGCUUUCAGGUUAAAAUGACCUCUUAACUUUAUGUCAUGUUCAUCCAGUGGGGACCUCCAGGUGGUGGGCAGCGCUCACUGCAUCUACAGCACUUCCCAGAAAGCGAUAGGAAAAGAUGACUUCACCCUGAUCCCUGAGGGGACCAACGGAGUGGAGGAGAGAAUGGGUUUUGUCUGGGACAAGACUGUGGUAAGAAAUUAGGACUUUCUGUCUCUGUCUGUGUCUUUUGUGUUGCUGUUAGUAUUUCUUUCGUCCACUAUUCUAAAGUUCCUCUUUUUUGUCUCUAAGGCUAUGGGAAAGAUGGAUGAAAACCAGUUUGUGGCAGUCACAUCUACCAAUGCUGCCAAAAUCUUCAAUCUGUACCCGCGCAAAGGCCGGAUAGCAGUGGGCUCUGAUGCAGACAUCGUCAUCUGGGACCCUGACAGCGUGAAAACCAUCACUGCAAAGCUGCAGCAAUCGGUAAGAGCAACAGAAAUGUAGAAAGGGACAGAAAUAAUGAUUCAUUAUGAUAUAAGAACAAACUGGUAUCCUGAUUCCCAAAUACUCUUUUUGAAUAAAUGCACAUAACAGGGCUCUGAUUAAAGGCAGCAUGAAAGAGGGUUUGUAUGGGAGAUGGUCGGGUGUGAAAUAGGAUUAAAACCAAGAGAAAGAUCAGAGGAGGUGCAGAAAUGGACUUUGAAGUUGGAAUAUAAAAUUUGGUCGAGCCUGGCAUCGCUUUGAUUCCUUAAUAUUGACGUGGUGGUAGUGAUAGAAGGGCAAAUUAAAGGCAGUUCAUAAUAUAUCAGACCAUUGGUUUUUAAAGUUAUACAGAGUUGAAAUUCUGAUGGAUAUGAAAGUGUAGGAUUUGUCUCAAGAGUUGGUUCACCUUAUUCAGUAUAUUUCAGCUUUUUUUUCUCAGUUUUGAAAUGUUCUUCAUCUGUCAACCUUAAAGAACUGAGAGGAGAAAAUGUCUGCAGCUCAGACAUGUAUUUGUUUCAGUGACAGAAAGUAGCUUCAGUGAAAUCUCUUGACAUUGAGGACUGUGAUUUUAUUGGGACACUAGCUUAAUCCUUUUCUUGCCAUGAGCAAAACAUCCCCUAAUACUGUUAUUGCAUCAGAAAUCUCACUGACUGAUAUUUCAUUCCCAGGCAAAAAAAAGACAAAAACACAAAGCUGCUUGUACGGUUAGAUGCCCUAAGACACAAGUGAGAAAAUAUGUUGGAUCUUGUUUGACAGAUUAGAUUAUCCACCUGUAGAUUUCAAGACAAGAUGGUGUAUUUCGACUCAGCAGAAAGGAUUGAGAAGUGAAAAUGUGCUCGAAGCAGUGUGACAUCAUACAUGGAGGAUAUGAGACAGUGUUUAAUGUAUUCAGUCUGCUCUUUCACUCUCAUGUUCCCUAAUCCAGACUGCUGCCGGCUUUAGGUUAUAAUCCCCUUUCACCCCUUAUCCAUUCUUUGCUGCCAUCUUCAUACCCAUCCCCCUAUAUUCACACUGUCGCUCCUCCUAUAUGCCCCAAGCCCCUCAUUUAUUCAUCCCCCUCUUCUCAACUGCUGCAUUUCGCUGCAUGUAUUAAGCAUUGAUACAGUGCUUGCUGAAACAGCAGAGUGGAGGGUACCAGUUAUAAAUAGUGGGAUGGGGGGGUUGACGAGCUUUCCUUUGUUCAUCUGCUUAAUUUGCUUCUUUGUCUUGUAUGUCCUCUGCACACAGGCUGGAGAAUACAACAUUUUUGAAGGCCUGGAGUGUCGUGGGGGUCCAGCGCUGGUGUUGAGUCAAGGUCAGGUUGUUUAUGAGGAAGGAAAGCUGCAGGUUCAGCAGGGUACGGGACGAUUUAUUCCCCGCAAGCACUUCCCAGACCUUCCUUACCAGCGUGUUAAAUUCAGGAACCAGGUACACCGCACCCCUGAACAAGAGACACAUUUUUAUCUGUUUUUCUGACACUUGAAUUUAAUUUAAUGUAAAAUUAAUUUAAUAUUUUCUAGUAAAAUGUGAGCAUCCACAUUCAUUUUUUCUAUUUCCUUCAUAAUAUCUCAAAACAAACAACAAAUAGGAGUAAACAAACAAUGCACUGUCAAUGUAAAGCAUUAUAAUCUUACCAAGCUAAAUACCUUUGCUAUAUUAUCUUAAAAAAAUACAUGUAUAUCUGAACAGUUCUGUUCUCCCACAAUCUCCUCAGUGGCUGAUUUCUUCAAAAAAACAAAUGGUCAUCAUGGUGACUUGUGGGUAACCGGCCAUCUGCUGAUUAUUGUGACUGAUCUCUUUUUUUCUGUGUGUUUUUAUCCAGACGAAGAACAAACAGGGCGUGACCCGUGGGAUGUAUGAUGGUCCUGUGUAUGAUGUUGUUCCAACCCCAAAAUAUAUCACUCCGUCUCCAUCGGCCAAAACUUCUCCUACCUCUCACCAACCACCACCACCAGUACGCAACCUCCAUCAGUCCAACUUCAGCCUAUCAGGUAAAUUAACCUACAUAAAUCCUUAAAACCUUGAUCCUAGGUGCUUUAAUUUAAUGCUUCAACACCCAGACAUAUUAACAGACAUAUGUACCUUUAAAGGGUUUAUUUAACUCUAUAGAUUUCUUAUAUUAAUGUAACUGAAACUAAUGUUCAGUUUUCCAUCAUUUCCCAGGGGCGCAGAUUGAUGACAACAUCCCUCGUCGGUCUGGUCACCGUAUUGUAGCACCCCCUGGUGGCCGCUCCAACAUUACCAGCCUUGGUUAAAAACGCUUGCACAAAGUGUAUGUGUGUGUGUUUGUAGUGGGGUUUCACCUCUUGAGUGUGUGUGAGUGUAUGAGUAUGACUGAGAGUGUGAGCACACUGAUAUGAAUGAAAAAGACAUUGUAUUUGUAUUGGUACAAUGGUGACAUGCUCUAUUUAGACCAUUAUGGUUUUCAUCAGUUUGCCUUGAGUCAGAAGCACAUUAACUCUUCCAAACAUUGAAGCGUGUGAAAUACAAUCAUCUGAGUCACUCAGAAGUAGAACAACUCACAAACUCAUGAUCGGGGCACUCACACACACACAGUUUUGGUGUUGGACCCCCCUCCAAGCACCCAGAAGUGACCCCAGUGUUAUUUCCUUUCCUGUGAGCAUGACUUCCUUCUUACUUCUCCUCCUCUCUUCCCAUGUCUUAUUAUGUGGGUCUGCUCAGACUUGGUGCUCCUUUUUCCAGCUGAGGAACAAAUAUUUUUAACAUCUUGGCAAUAGUUGUUUUAAUGUGGCUCGAGUUAAAGGAGCAAUAUGUGAGACAUCUACUGAAUUAAAUCAUAAAAUCACCAUGAUAUCAUCCCACAUUAAAGGAAGAUGAUGUGUGGAAAUACUGGCUCCUCUUGUAACAAUGCAGCAGCCAGUAUAUCCUCCUCCAAAGCUCUGGUUCCAGUCCACAAUGGUAUGUUGUUUUGACCUUAGAGGGGAGGCGGUUUUAAGGCACCCCUACAGAGCUGGUUUGGAUGUCCUUCUGGUUGCCAGAUACAGUAAAAGACCAAUUUAAACAAGUAUACAAGCCUCAGCAUUUUCUUAAAUCACUCCACAGCCAGUAACUUUGCAAAACUUGGAUUCAUGUUUGAGAUGCUUUUAAAAAUAUAGAGAGAGGUUAUAGCGCAGAAAUAUUUCAAGACUAGUGCAGAGCUGGCCAACUUUCUUUUUAUCAGAUAUGCAGAAAGCUGAGAGGAAGACAAAAAUCUGACAGGCGUCGUGUCAAGCAGCCAGUGGCACCACUUGCCAGACUGGCUCUGGAGGUGACCAACAACAAAAUUACACAACAGUCUUUCACUAAGAGUCAUACAUCAUUUUGAUUUCCAACAUAAUUAACAUGUUAUACUUUAAGCACUAUGUUGAGAGGAUCUAGAAAGUAUCAUGGCUGGUCGUCACAACAACUUUGUCCAGAAGUGGAAAAGGUUAAUCAUGCUCAAGUUGUCUGCGAUCCAUCUUACCAUGAAAGAGCAGGUUCUGGUUCCUCCUUCGUUCUCUGGUAAACCACCUCAGCAAAGAUCUUACAUUGAGAUUCAGGCUCUUCUUGGCAACUGAGUCAAAUGAUCCUUCAGCCUCCAAAUGGCUUUUAAUAGAACUUUUCACAUACAAGCGCUCAGAGCUGAAUCAUUCAGGAUCAAUACAUCACCUGUUUUUCUGAGGUCAGUGUAUGUCUGCUGCCACAGUGCGAUUUCCCUUCAGAGGUCAGGUACAUAAAAAGUUAUAUUAAAACUUCCACAUUAAAAGCUCAUUUAAAACUGAGUUAAAGAUAAAGAGAUGAAUGGACAUGUGAGCAGUUCUGCAUGGUGUAGGAGCUGGUUCAUGAGUACACUGUACAGUUUGUACACUACAGUUGUAGUUUUAACCUUGUUUCGCAUCCCUGAAGCUUUCAUUGCUUCCAGUAUAGCAGACCUUGUGAGUGUCGGCACUUGAGGAGAGGGGUCAGGAAGAACCAGCUCGCUCCAACGUUUUGUAUUUAGACUGCAGUACCCGUUUGUAAUGCCAGGUGUCAGACUUACAUAUUGCUCCUUUAAAAAUUCUGCAUGGACACAUCUUUUGAUGUUGCACUACUUGUGGUUUAUUGUUGCAGUGGAGAAACACUUAAAAUCGUAGUAGAAGCACAUUUGUAUUCAGCUGCACAAACAUACUGUAUAAACUGGUAAAUAUAUGCUUGGAGCACAUUACGACACUCACUGUGGAUCGAGCCAGCCGUUACGUUGUUCAAAACAAGUUAACUGUGAACUCCGAUAAAAGCAAUGCAACUUCCUCUCCACCACCUGAUACUUUAUGCAAUUUCGUCCGUACUCUCCUAUCAAGUGUGAAAAGUAGAUGAGCAGCUGAAACAAAUAGCCUACAAGCACAGCUGUGGACUGCAGAUUCCAUUUCUAGGUUGUUGUAACUACAUGAUAGUUUCGCGGUAAGACUGUAAAAUGUGUUCGAUAGUUUUUUUUUUUGCCAAUCACCCAUAAAAAAAGUAGAUAUUUGUUGUGAUGAUGUGUGCAACUCACUGCUGUAAAAGGGCUUCAUCUCCCAUUCUUGCUUUUUGAACCUUUUUAUUUUCGUUUUAUUGACUCUGGAUGUUUACUCGGUACAUUUAUCGUUUCUAUGCUGCGCUGUUAUGUUGCUGUUGUCUAGUGUCUCCAGUGAAACCACUAACUAUCAAUAAAGACGCGACUGUUGUGAAAAAUGAUGGUUAAA